This is a messenger RNA of Solanum lycopersicum (tomato), 1836 nucleotides long. RefSeq lists its product as uncharacterized. Gene Ontology annotation, molecular function: zinc ion binding; nucleic acid binding. Lineage: Eukaryota; Viridiplantae; Streptophyta; Magnoliopsida; Solanales; Solanaceae. The record is from RefSeq and is a predicted model, not a curated record.
AUGGGCUCAUUAGCUAUCUUGGUUAUGCAUUCUGGAAAAUGGGACGAUACAAAUAGUUACGUUGAUUAUACUAUAGAGGGAGUAGUUUUUAAGGAACAGUCAACGUUUCUUGAUUUUUAUACUACUAUUGCCAAACAGAUUGGUGUUAAUAUAAAUAAUAAGACUUUGAAGAUUGAGUACAAGAUUUCUCAGUGUAAAGAGUUGGGGGUGUUGGCAACUGUUGGAGAAAAUAAUUGUCAUGAUAUGAUUGUUGUUGAACCGGAGGAUACAAAUGUUGCGUUUGUAUCGAUUGAUACAACUUGGGUGAUUUCAGACGAAUCUAAUAAGCAUGUUGAGGUUGAUCAAGUAUACAAGGACAAAUCAAUUUUGAAAGCAGUCAUGGAAAGAUAUGCGAUUAAAGAGAGAUUUAAGUAUAAAACUACUCGGUCAAACUCAAUAAGCAAUUUAACAGGAGGGAUUGUGAAACCUAAAUUUGUAGAUCAUAAACGUAAAUAUACACCAGCUGAUAUAAGAAAAGAUGUUAAGAUUGAUCUAGGAGUUGAUGUUAACUAUAUGUUGGUUUGGAGGGCCAGGGAGAAAGCAUUGAAAGCUUUGAGGGGUACACCAGCUGCAUCAUAUGCAAAGUUACCUGCGUAUUUGUAUAUGAUGGAUAUCACUUACCUGGGGUCUCAUAUACAUAUGAAAAAGAGUACGAAUAAUGAGUUCUUGUAUCUAUUUGUUGCAUUGAAUACAUUUAUCCAAGGAUUCAAUCAUUGUAGACCAGUAGUCGUGGUGGAUGGUAGUCAUCUGAGAGGUCCAUAUAAUGGGACAUUUGUUGCAGCAAGCACGACAGAUGGCGCAGGUAUUAUAUAUCAACUUAAAGAAGCAUACGGUGAGAGGAGUAACAUGUGUGUUGUGUCUGAUAGAAAUGAGAGCAUUAUAAAGGCUGUUACAAAUGUAUACAGUAAUGUCCCACACUAUGCUUGUAUGUGGCAUUUAUGGAAUAAUGUUCAGAAAAAAUUUAGAAAAUCUCAUCAGAAGUUACCUGGUGUAUUCUAUACAAUGGCAAAAACUUGCACAAAGAAUGAAUUUGAUAUGUUAAUAGAUACUGUAGAAAAAGAAGAUAUAAGAGUGAAAGAGUAUUUGGAUUUUGCUGGAUAUGAAAAAUGGGCUCUUUGUUAUGCACAAGUACAUAGAGGAUGGCACAUGACAUCAAAUAUUGCUGAGAGUAUAAAUGCAGCACUUGUUUCAGCGAGAGAACUGCCUAUUUUUGAAUUUCUCGAAGAGGUAAGGCUAUUAUUUGGAAGGUGGAAUCAUGACUACAAGAAGGAAGCAACCUGCACAUUCACAUCAUUGAUUGGAAAAUACCAUGACAUACUAUUAGACAAUGAAGCGUUGAGCACAAGAAUGACGGUUGUACCGUCAACGGAAUAUGUGCACAAUGUUAAUGAUGAUGGGAGAUAUUUUGUAGUCUGUCUAAAAGAAAAAACUUGCACAUGUGGAAGAUUUCAGUACGAAGAAAUACCUUGUGAACAUGCUUGGGCGGUAUUGAAAUGGAAGAGUCUACCACCAGAUGAAUAUUGCUCAGAUUUAUACAAACCAAUGACAAUGUUGAAGACAUAUAAUAUGCUUAUACAUCCUUUGCCGGAUGUAAAAGCGUGGUUGAUUCCGGAUAGCGUUAUUGCUGAUGACGUAUUACCUCCAAAAUUUAAACGACCUCCUGGCAGGCCAAAGGGUAAGCCUAGGAAAAAAACAGCAAGAGAGUUAUCGAGGAUUAAGGGGAAAAAUACAUGUAGCACAUGUGGAAUGCCAGGUCACAAUAGGCGUUCGUGUAGAAAUAAGCCAAAAGAUGUUUAA